Paramecium pentaurelia is the source of this 1098-nucleotide messenger RNA. Lineage: Eukaryota; Ciliophora; Oligohymenophorea; Peniculida; Parameciidae. The record is from the annotation of a GenBank genome assembly.
AUGGGAUAAGGAUGCUGUUAAAAAAUGAGUCAUCUUCCAAGCAUUGGCUAACAACCAGAAAAAUUAUAUACUCAAACAUAUAAUGAAGUACUCUAUAAAUUUAAGAAAGUCUUAAUCUCAAUUUAUAACUCCCGAUCAAACAUAACCAAAUGUCAUUUCAGAUGCAAAAUUCUUAUUCAAUUUAAAUAAUGAAACCCUUAAUCUAGAUUUAGGCUUUGGAAGCAAUGUUUUUUUUUAUGAAGAACAUCCUUAAAUAGAGAAUGAAAUUGUAUUGAGCACUUUAUAAAAAUAAGGUAUAUAUAAGAUGCCUAAAGAACCUAAUCUUAUUGAUGUUGUUAUCUAUCCACCUAUUGUAAUAUUAUUAUUUAAAUUCAAGUAAGAUAAGAACACCAAGAUUAUUUAUGUUGGAGGUUGGAAAAAUUAUUAGAGAAAUGGAUAUGGACUACAGUAUUGGCCUAGUGGGGCUUUCUAUGAAGGGGAAUGGAAAGAUGAUAAGGCUAAUGGGUAAGGAAGAUUGAUACAUACAGAUGGAGAUAUGUAUGAAGGGGAAUGGAAAGAUGAUAAAGCAAAUGGAAAAGGAACCUUUUAUUACUAUGAUGGGGCAAAGUAUACUGGGGAUUGGUUUGAUGAUUUACCUCAUGGAGAAGGUAGAGAGGAAUGGCCUGAUGGAACUGUUUAUGAAGGAAAAUUUAGUUAUGGAAAAAAAGUUGGAAAAGGUAUAUAUCUAUUUGCUGAUGGUGGUUUAUAUGAUGGGGAAUUUUAGGAUAAUUAGAUGUAAGGAAAGGGUGUCUAUAAAUGGCCAGAUAAGAAAGUUUAUGAUGGAUUCUGGAUCUAAGGGAAAAUGGAAGGUUAAGGUAGUCUAAAAUGGCCUGAUGGUAAAAAGUACGAAGGUAUUAAAAACACAAGAUUUAUAAAGGACAGUUUGUUAAUGGUAAAAGAGAUGGAAUUGGAACUUUGAAUUUUCAAGAUGGUAGGCAAUAUAAUGGAUAUUGGAAAGAUGGAUUAAUGCAUGGUUUUGGAACAUAUAAAGACAAAACUGGGAGUAAAUAAGGAGAAUGGUAUGAAGGGAGAUUCAAUCUGGAAUCACUUAAACUUUGA